This is a messenger RNA of Paramuricea clavata, 3398 nucleotides long. The record is from the annotation of a GenBank genome assembly. Lineage: Eukaryota; Metazoa; Cnidaria; Anthozoa; Malacalcyonacea; Plexauridae.
GAUUUUUCAAGAUGGCGACCGCAACAGACACGAGAGGAAAUGUAGUUAAAAUGGACGUGGAUUUCUCGUCCACUGUCGAUGAACUGAUUCCAAACUGUGAAGCAUUAGUUAAGGUUAGAACGGGUCUAAAGCGUAGUUUAAGUUUGGGCUUCGUACUGUACAUAUUUCUCAAUUUGUACCGUGUUGAAAUUUGUAGUUUUUAAUUUAUUAAAUAUUACUUUUGUAAACUAUGUGCCAUCACUGCCAUGUGACUAUAUAUUAUACCUGAUAAGAUUCUUGAAUUAAUUCACAAGAAUAUAUCUCAUAUGUUCAAGUUCAAUGGAUCUUCUUGUUCUGUGGUUUUUGAUCUGACAUUUCAAUCUGACAUUACUUUGUUUCUGGUAGUUAAAACUAAAAUUUAGUAAUGCCUACCCUGGCACAAAACUAAAACCUCAUCACAAAAAUAACAGUCCAUUAUCACAGAGACAUAAAAAAACCUUUUACCACCAAAUCUAUUACAAGAAAAAAUGUGAAAAGAAUUUGGCUUGACCAGGAAUAGAACUUGGUAGUUCUGGGUUGGCAUACCACUGCUUUGCCCACUACACUACAAGGGAUAGCUUGAAAACAAACCGUAAAAACUUAUGCUUUGUAAUAUUGCUUAUAAUUAUAUGAAUGUGAAGGUAUGUUUAUACACAACGAUUAAUCGGGCCGAUUCAGCUUUAAUUAAAUGAUAUUUGGAAGAAAAAAAAACGUUAUCAACAUCAUCUGACAACAUUAGUCAUUAACAUUCUGCAAAACAUGAAAUUGUCGGCCGAUUAAUCGUUGCGUGUGAACGUUCCUUUAAAGUCAAAUGUUAAAAUGUCAGCUUGCUUAUGCCAAUUUUUAAAAAAAUUUUAUAGGAAGGUAAAUUGCAUCAAGCUUUGGAAAAUCUUCUGUCUCUUGAAAAACAAACAAGACUUGUAAGUCCCAGUAUUCUAGUCUCUCUUUCUCAAUAUAUCCGUGUUUCACCAUUCUCUGUUUCAUUCUUAAUUUUUCUUUUUCAUUUGUAAAACCAUCAUGUGUUAGACAGUAAAAUAAUAAAGUAGUGCCCAUUACAGCUUAAGUUAAGUUUAAUCAAUUAAGUUGCAUUACGCCCUAUGCGCCCUACUUUAUUAUUUUACUCUUUUGUGUACCAUAUUGCAUCAAUGUAUUAUGUAACUCAUUUGCCUUUUCUUGUCAACAAAGGGAGCAGACCUCGCCUCAACCAGUCGACUGCUGGUUACAGUCAUCAAGAUGUGUUUUGAACAAAAAGAGUGGGAACUCCUGAAUGAGCACAUCCUUAUUUUGACAAAGAGAAGAAACCAGCUGAAACAGGCUGUUACUAAGAUGAUCCAAGAAGCUUUUACAUAUGUCGAUCAGACGCCAGAUAGAGAAACAAAACUAAAAUUUAUUGAAACACUACGAACUGUAACUGCCGGAAAGGUAGAGGGGUUUUUCAGCUUUUUUGCUGGUUUUAUUUUUGCACAGAAGAUUAAAUUUACCUAUACAGCUUGGGUUGCAGCUUCAGAGGCUGUUCACCCCUGCCAGAUUAUAACCUUUACAUAGUACCUUGUUUGAGAAUAAUAGACCAGACUGCAUCGAUUAGUAAAAGAUGGUUAAUUUAACAAUUGUGUCUUCACAAUCUUUUUCACAGUUUUUUGUUUUGAACUUUUUUUUAUGUUGCUGAGUUUCUGACAGGGAAAAAAUUGUUUUCAUGUCACAAAUUAACUUGAACAACUUCAUUUUAACUGCCUUGAAAGUGUUUUGGGGGGACAGUUAAUAGUUGUAAAAAACCGUUAGUGCAUGGGUAGAUAGCAGUACACUCUCUGAUUUUACUUCUGCAUCACUCACUGUUUAGAUAUAUGUUGAGUUAGAGAGAGCACGACUGACAAAAAUCUUGGCUACCUUGAAAGAAGAGGAUGGGGAUAUUUCAGGUUCGUCAGUCCUCAUUCCACAACAUUGCAAUGAGAGUAAAAUUCCUAGUUUCCAUUUAGUCAUACAUGUAACUGUCAUUGCAUUGUGUCUCAAUGUACCACAUACCACCAAUUUUAUAUACAUUAUGAUUAAGUAAAAUCAUGUAUUUUUUUUUUAAGUAAAAUCAUAUAUUUUUUUAUAAUUAAGUAAUAAAUCAUGUAUUUUUUUUCUAUUUCAUGAAAAACAGAGGCAGCAGAGGUCUUACAAGAGCUUCAGGUACUUAGGAAGACUAACAAUUUAGCUUUAUUACAUUACAGUGCAAAGCUUCUGACCAAACAACACUAAAAAAUUUAUGUGGUAUUUUGUUAGGUUGAAACUUAUGGUUCGAUGGAGAAGAACGAGAAAGUGGACUUUAUUUUAGAGCAAAUAAGAUUGUGUUUGGCGAAAAAGGAUUACAUUCGAGCACAGAUCAUUAGCAAAAAAAUUAGCAUCAAGUUUUUUGAAAAUAACAAUGAACCAGUAAGAACGUGGUUUAAUAAAAAAUUGGCUUCAGAUGGUAUGGGAUAGCUCUGUCAGAUCUAAACGAAAACUCACUUGCAUAUUUUUUCUAGGAUCUUAAAUUGCGAUACUAUAAGCUGAUGAUAGAGCUAGCUCAACAUGAUUCAGAUUAUCUCAAUAUCUGCAAGUAUUAUCAUGCUGUAUAUAACACCCCUGCAGUUCAACAAGACCCAAACAAGUGGCAAGAGGUGGGAAAUAACUCUUGAGAGCCUGCUUGCAGGCUACUCUCAUUUCUAUUAUAUGUGUGCAUGUAUAUUUGGAUUACUUACUAAUGCAUCAGUCGGUUGGUCAGAUGGGUGGUCAGCCAUUCAGUCAACUAGUUGCUUGGUUGGUUGGUCAGUUUCCUGGUCACUUGAUCAGACAAGCAGUCACUCAGUCGGUUGGUUGGUUGGUCAGUUUCCUGGUCACUUGAUCGGACAAGCAGUCACUCAGUCGGUUGGUUGGUUGGUCAGUUUGCUGGUCACUUGGUCGGUUGGUCAGACAAGCAGUCACUUUGUCGGUUGGUCAGUCAUUAAGUCAGUUGCCGAUCCGUUGGUUGGUCGGUUAUUCAGCCAGCCAGGUGGUCAAUUGAUUGGUCAUUCAGUCAUCAAGUCCAUCAGUUGUUUAGUCAUUUAGCCAGAUGGUUGGUUGGUAGGUCAGACGGUUAGUUGGUCAGUCAAUUAUUCAGCCAAACAGUUGGUCGGUCGGUCAGGUGGUCAGUCCCGUCUGCACUAUUUUACCCCUUAUAUUUGUAACGACCCUUUCCAACAUGAUCUCCAAAGUUUCAGUUUGAAAAUUUCUUAGGCUUUAAAGAAUGUCGUUCUUUAUCUUAUCCUGGCGCCAUAUGAUAACGAGCAAUCGGACUUAACGCAUCGCAUUAACGAAGAGAAACAGUUGGAACAUAUCCCAAUAUAUAAGUAAGUCAUGAUUAAUUUACAUGGAUGACAGCA